This is a messenger RNA of Paralichthys olivaceus (Japanese flounder), 4402 nucleotides long. The record is from RefSeq and is a predicted model, not a curated record. Lineage: Eukaryota; Metazoa; Chordata; Actinopteri; Pleuronectiformes; Paralichthyidae.
CGUUUAUCAAACCUUCAUUUUAAUGGGCUACAUUCUGAGAAUCACUCUUCCUAUGUGGACAUGCGAAGGUACCAGUGGCCUGGCUUUGAGAUGCAGCUUGUGGGAGAGCUGCAGAGACAACAAAACAACUCCCAGUUCUGUGAUACCCUGCUACAAACGGAGGGUAUUUCCGUGCCCGCCCACAGUUGCGUCCUUGCAGCGCUCAGCCCUUACCUGUCUUGGAAGCUGUCGUCCUCCCCGCCUCCUCCAUCCGGCCAAAAGUAUCAGCUCCAGCUCCAGGCUGUGAAGGCCCAGACCCUGCUGAAGCUGGUUGGCCUGCUCUACUCUGGCAAGCUGGAGGUAAAAGGGAGCGCGGAGCAGAAUGACGUGCUGGCGUUAGCCUGCCAGUUUGGGAUCACAGACCUGGUAGAGGGACAGAAAGAUGGGGGAAUAUGGAGGGCAGAACUCCAGGAGAGGAGGCGGAAGAGUCCCGAGAGUGUAAGAGAGAAUGGCUUUCAAGCAGAAAAGAGAAGGAGGGAUGAAAGCGGGACAAUGAAAGAUGCCCAAGUUCAGGCUGAGAUGGAUGAAAGGAGGGAAACAGAUGCUCCAGCUGAAAAGAGAAGUUGUACAUCUACAGGAACACAGACAGUUAAAGCUGGUGAAAGGUCAUUGGUCAGGUGUAUUGAUGGCUCCACACAAGCUACACCUCCAACCCCAGAGCCUGGAGCUCAAAGUUUGGAUUUUUCUGUCAUGUUGCAACCCCAAAGCAUCACACAUCUUAAACAAUUUUCCUCCAUGUCUUGCCCAAUCAUUCCCAGCGCACCAAAUGAUGCAAACUCUCCAUUUAACCAACCCUCUAGAAUUGUGACCAAUUGCUUGUCAACUCCUGUUCUGUCCAGCGACGUGUUGGCCUUCCGCCUCUCUGUUAAUGAUGACUCAAACUCCCAAAGACAUCAGGAUGACGGCACCGUCCAGCAGUCGUCUGAGUUUGAGGACAGCGCACAGGUUUUGGCAGAGGACGGGACAAACCCUGAGAAUGGAAAAAGAAAUGGGGAGACAGGUGACUGUAGACAAGAUACAGAGCAGCCAAGCCAAUUUAACAGUUAUGAGACACCAGAGGAAGAAAGAGCAACGUCUACAGACAAGAGGCCUGUCUGUGUCGGGAUGAAGAGCCUGGCCAGGAUGAAACAGAUGCAGGAGAUGACAGAGACCACUCAGAGUUCUGUCAAGGUGAAGCUGAGGAGGAGGACCAAAGGAGAAGUGUGGGAGGUGGUGAGUGGGCAAGACACAGAUGACACCGUGUCAAGUUUUACCUCACUGAAACAGGACGAAACGCCAAACACAGAUGUUUUAAACGUCCCACCUCCUCCCUCCACUGUCCAGCCAAGCUCAGUGCAGAAUCCAGAGUCCAUCUUUCUUCAGCCUGCCACCACCAACUCCACCAAAUCACCACCUCACCCCAACACUUCCUCUGACGCCCAAACGCCCUCUAGCAACUGCUUCACCCCAAACCAAAACAAUGGCAUCGAGGCCUUCCCGCUCCCCCAGGGUCAGUGCUCUGUAGAGGAGUCCGAUGAGCAGAUAGAAAAGCUGCUAGAGGACAUCAUGAUGGGCCUCAACAUCCUGCCCAACCUGGAGAGGGACUGCAGGGUGUCCCACCACGGUCAGCAGAGCCAAGGCGGAGGAUCGUCCGUCUGCCAGGUCCCUGUUACACAUAAAGACGCAGGCCACAGUCAUAUGCAUUCUGCUGUCGGCGCAGCAGGGUGUGUGUUUUACCAGGAUUUGGGGACACCAAGUUGCUCAACAGAUACAGGUAUCCCCUGUUGUUUCACAGCUCAGAACCUGCCCAGCUGCUCAGCACUUUCAUCUGUACUACCAGACACUGCCCUGAUCCAACAGCAGCAGGAGUGCUCUUCACAGUAUCACUCAUCUGUCAGAUCCACGUGGCAACAACUGUCCAAUCCUCAAGAAAGUGUACGACCCGCUGCACCUACAGCGAGAUCCCUCAUACCCUCAGCUUUCUACUCCGCCGGGCAGAAAAUUCAUUACCCAGCAUUCCAGGAACGACAAAAUCCCAACCUUGACAUUUUCCCCCUGACAAAUGGAAAUGAGCCUCAGUCCAUUCAUACUCUGCCCUUACCGUACAUGGCUGAUUUCCGACUUCCUCGAUGUCUCUCUCCCUUAGAGCCGUGUACUUCAUCAACAAAAUAUCCGUUUGCCCUCAACAACUCAAUGAACAUCGGCAAUACAUUUGAGCAGCAGCCAUCUCUACAAAGGCGACCCUGGCUCACAGUAAACCCUGCAUCACUGCAGUUCCCUCUGAGUAGUAUGACUCACAGAAAAAAUGAAAGUGCGUCUUUACCACAGGAUACAAGUGGCAGCUGUUGGUCAAAGCUAAGACAAGAAAAUAUGGAGUUGAAUCUGCUGAAUGGAGAAACCUUGACAGGAGGAUCUUGUACUGCGAAAGAAGUAGCCGAGAGAAAAACUGCAUCUGCUGAUGAACAAAAUCCCCUGGAGCUUAAAUUUAAACCCAGGAAGAUGAAAGAACGUGACGCUACAGGUAAAAGAAAGAAGAUAAAGUGCACCAGUCAUCCACAGGAUGCUGCUGGUUCUAUAUUGACAUACAAAGAUGUGAAAAUCAGUGAUACAACGAAGAGCAAAUUGAACUUGAGCAUUUGUAAAGUCAGUUUGUCGAGCAACAAUUUGCUGGCGAAGGAAAGAGAAAAGGCCGUAAGCGCUUUGAACAUUCCAUCAAAUCCAAAUCAGUCGAUGUUCGUCGGAGAAAGUCUAAAAAAGAACGCCAGGCGGUCUGGGUUGAGCACUGAGCAGACUCGGGUCAAAACCAGGGGUUUUGUAAAAACAAACCAAGAGUCACUGAGUGACACAGGCCCAGAAAAUGAUGUAGCUGCACAACCUGUGGCCCAGAGAGUUGUGAAUAACAGAGUCAUACAGCGAAAACGUGGAAGACCAUCAAAAACAAAACCUCCAGAUCUUACCCCUCCUAACAACAACCCUGCUGUGGACAAAAAGGACAGCCACGAUGAAGGACGUCAUCUGCAGACAGUCAGGUUGCCAAAGGACGAUUUGGAAAAGGGGGACAAGACAAAGCAAAGAUGCAAAAAAAGGAUGAAUAAAAGUAUAGAAGCAGUAGAGGUUCCACUGAAGAAGUCUAUAAAGAUAAAUGGCCAACCUGAGGCAGACAUUACUGACAUAAACCCAGAUGUUAGAAAGCCUGGGGUCCCCAAACAGCCACGAAUGGUUAUUCUGAAGGAGUUUCAGAAGCUUAUUAACAGUAAAAACUCAAAGAUGAGGAAGUCAAAAGAAAACCAGCAAACGAAUAAACCGGAACGAGCUGCAGAGAGUGAAGGGCUGGCUAGCUUCGACAGCACAUUUAAAAAAUCCACUGAGGUGUUCGUGAAGGACGUGGACACUUUUCAGCCUCUGGACAGGAGCAGGAGUGAAGACUCUCAGGCCGUGGUCACAAUCGAUAGAAAUCACAAUCAAGUCUUCAACGAAUCAACAGACAAGAAAAGUAAAUCUCAGCGAGAAGAAAGCGGCAGCUCUAAGAGUAAGGAGACCGGUCUGACAUGUGGUGAACAGCUACCGGUCUUUUCCUUUGGGGCUUUGACAGAAGUGUCCGAGUUGUCAGCAGACAGGGAGCAGCCGCUGAAGAACCCUGAUGAAGGAGCGUCAAAUACAACACAGCAGACUGCCAUCCAUGAUGACGGAGGCUCGUCUCCCAGUGACCUGCCUCAGAAACACAAUCCAUUCGGUUACAACUUGCCGCCCCAGACACCUGAGAAAACUAGUCCACAUCUGUCAGAGGCUGCUGGGAUCAGCAGGACCCCAGGCUGUGAGGAGGAGGAGGUGGAGGUGGAGGAGGUGGAGGAGGUGGAUGUCCUGCUUUACUCUCCAGUCAAACUGCAGAUCAGAGAGGAUGGACUCCACAACAUGGAGAUAAUACCAGAUGAAGAGGAGGAGGAAGACAUGAAUGAUAUUGACGUGACUGGAGAUGAGGCAGAUUAAAGUCCCGAUACAGUUUUAUGUUCUCUAUGUUCAGAUUUUAUUCACACAGACGUGAAGUGUGUAAAUAAUAGAUUUCGUCUGUGCAUUUUUGUUUCUUUGUUUCACAGGUUCAUUGAGUUCAGCAGACUAGGUUGGAAGAGUUGUUUUGUUUUGAUUAACAAUAAGUUAAAGCAUUUAUACAAGUCUGAGAAAAGUUCUUAAUGUUGUUUACAUGUUUGUUAAUGUAAUAAUUUUACAUUUCGAGUGAAAUGUGAAUGUUCAGCCCGUUAAGGAUUAGAAGCACCUCAGUGACGUCACCUCUGUGUCAGUAACAAACCUUACCUGAGCCUUUAUCUGUGUGGAAAACAUGAUUAUGGUCAUAAUAAAAAACGGGCUGUCUUUUCAUGCAAGGGUUUUU